AUGGCACCCAUAAAUCGUUUAGGCGUCUUUUCCAGACUUCCAUUAGAAAUAAGACAGCAAAUAUGGUCCGAGUUCCAACCACAGUAUCUCCAAGGCAAUCAACAACUUACAAUUCUUUGCACGAGUAGUCACAUAUACGAAGAGGUUUCGACAGAAAUAUUCAAGCAUCAAGAUUUCAAGAUUUGGAUUCCUGCCCGAUGCGGACGUACUGAGGUCGAAGAUUCUGAUGAAUCGCCACAACCUGAAGACAAUCCCCACACAACAAUAACGAAUAACUUCUAUCGCCUUUGGCAAUUAGAAAGCUAUCAAAAUGCGGUAUCCAUAGGAUUCGGACCCCAAGGCUUUCCCUGGCACAAAGUCCCUCGUAUACGAAUCGAAAUCGAAGCCCCAAGCUCAGACGACGGGGAACUCAUCUGUGUCUAUAAGCGAACCAGAGAUCUUAUAGAAUUAAUUGAGCGACCCGGACGAAAUUUCAAGAAUAUAGAGAUCUUGUUAAAGGACACCGAAGAAACACAAUGGUUUCGCGGCCGCAGAAUCCCGGAAAUCACAGAGGUUGGAAGUGAUAUCCUUGGCUCUGAAGGAGAGGAAAUCCCACAUUUCGAAGUGAUCCUAGAUUUGUUCAACCGCCUUCGGAAUUUCAACUCCGCCAAGGUACAUACCACUCAAUCACCACUUAGAUCUGGACUGGGAGCUCCAUUUGAGCGGCUACAAAAUGUCAUCUUGGUAGAGCCAACGCCUUUUGGUUACUUCAAGAAACGAACCCAGUCUUUCGAUAUUGACGACAAGGUAACGAGGCAACGAUUGGGCGACAGAUACCUUAUGAUGGAACGCUUCUUAGACAAUGUACCUCAGGCAGUCGAAGGGAGGUCAUCGACCGCCAACUGUUUGCGACUAGAAAGAUUCGCUUCCUGGUAUUCGGAUUUCUUGCAUGGCCAUUCAAAGUAUGAAACAGACAUCAUGGAUAUUAUCUGCUCCGGGAAACGAUCUUUGAAAGAACUCCAACUGGAGACCUUCUGUCUGGACCAUCGAUAUAGACUGAUGCGCGCAUACAAGCCUGUCGCAGUACACCUAUGGAACGAAUUCGCACCGUCCGCAGAACCUUCACCAGCAGAGGCGUCUUGGGAUAAAGAUAAGUGGCAAAGGGAAUGGCCGCAAGGUAUCAAUGGACUGGAACCGGUGUGGGAUUUUGUUGCCGCGAAUCUUCCUGAUGUAGCUUUUCGGAGCGACAUUGGCACCGUUUUGAUGUUGUGCGAGAAAGCCAUGGUUCCCUUCCCCAAUUGGUACAAAUGGCGCUUCGACUGCUUCCUACAAGCAUUCCCAGGAGUAACCAGCGGGCCUCAUGAAGAUUUCUGGAAAAUGAAUUAUUUUCGAGACAAGGUUAGCGAACGUCGCGAGGAUCUCGAGAAUUAUCAUGAUUUAUGCCAGGAGUCCAUGGAUAGUUACGGCGAGUUGGCUUGGCCCCUGAGAAAGGAGGGAGAGCAAUUAUACAAGGCCAUGACCCCGAAGGAAGUUAGGGAUUGGAGGGGGAAAUUCAAGAGGGGGCUCCGAUAA
This is a messenger RNA of Hymenoscyphus albidus, 1551 nucleotides long. The record is from the annotation of a GenBank genome assembly. NCBI's taxonomy places the organism in Eukaryota, Fungi, Ascomycota, Leotiomycetes, Helotiales, Helotiaceae.